GGUUCUGUCACGUGUGCGUGUGAGUGAGAGCAGGGGAGUGUGUGCACGUGUGACGAUGGGAGUGUCUGUGGACUUUGUCCAAUUUGAGCAAUAAAAACCAGCAGCAGAUCUUCCUGGUUUCGGCACAGGCCCGACGCUCCACGCUCUGAGAUGGCCAUCCUGUGCUCAGGCAGACCCGGUGAAGGGGGGGCGGAGGCCUGAGAUGGUGUCUGCGCGAGAGGAAGUGCUCAGUGGUGACGGAGGUCCUGCUGCAGCCCCAGCCCAGGGAAGGUGCGCUGCGUCUGUGGACACAGCCGCUCUGGCGGCCCUUACCAGCUGCCCAGGUGCCCUGAUGCGGCUCCAGAUUUCCUAUGUUCCUUUUCUACAGGUGAUUUCCCGGAUCAUAAUUCUCGGCUGAGGUUUGAGUUGGGUUUGAGAAUCUGGAGAAUUCCUGCAGCUUGGUGACUCCGGGGGUGCUGUCAGUUGAAGAAUUCACUUGCUGAGGAGCUCCGUGCUGUGCGUCCUCUCUCGUAACUGAGUGCCGAAGAAGGGACUCCAUGAAAGAUGACAGAAGAGGUCAUCGUCAUAGCCAAGUGGGACUACACGGCCCAGCAGGACCAGGAGCUGGACAUCAAGAAGAACGAGCGCCUGUGGCUGCUGGACGACUCCAAGACCUGGUGGCGGGUGCGAAACGCGGCCAACAGGACGGGCUACGUGCCGUCCAACUACGUGGAGAGGAAGAACAGCCUGAAGAAGGGCUCCCUCGUGAAGAACCUCAAGGACACGCUCGAGAUCCAGUGCAGAAAUAUCCGGCUGGUCAUUUCCUAGAGGUCCUCGAGUUUGGAGCUUUAUGCCUCGGCAGGACGCGCCGGAAGACAAGCGCCCGCGAUGCAUCGCCCACACCCAGCAUGGACGCCGAGUUCCCCGCCAACGGGGGCGGCGCCGACCGCAUCUACGACCUCAGCAUCCCGGCCGUGGUCAAGUUCGCGUACGCGGCCGAGCGCGAGGACGAGCUGUCGCUGGUGAAGGGCUCGCGCGUCACCGUCAUGGAGAAGUGCAGCGACGGCUGGUGGCGGGGCAGCUACAACGGGCAGGUGGGCUGGUUCCCAUCCAACUACGUGCUGGAGGAGCUGGACGAGGCCGCCGCCGACGCGCCCGGGGGCCCGAGCCUGCGGCCCGGCGCCGCGCUCAGCAACGGCCAGGGCGCGCGGGUCCUGCACGUGGUGCAGACGCUGUACCCCUUCAGCUCGGUCACCGAGGAGGAGCUCAACUUCGACAAGGGCGAGACCAUGGAGGUGAUCGAGAAGCCCGAGAACGACCCCGAGUGGUGGCGCUGCCGCAACGCGCGCGGCCACGUCGGCCUGGUGCCCAAGAACUACGUGGUGGUGCUGAGCGAAGGCCCGGCCCCGCACGCCGGCUCCGGCCCCGCGGGGCCUGCGCGCGCCGGCCGGUUCGCGGGCCGCGAGUGGUACUACGGCAACGUGACGCGCCACCAGGCCGAGUGUGCGCUCAACGCGCGGGGCGUGCAGGGCGACUUCCUCGUCCGCGACAGCGAGUCCUCGCCCAGUGACUUCUCCGUGUCUCUCAAAGCAUCAGGGAAGAACAAGCAUUUCAAGGUGCAGCUGGUGGACAACGUCUACUGCAUCGGGCAGCGGCGCUUCCACACCAUGGACGAGCUGGUGGAGCACUACAAGAAGGCCCCCAUCUUCACCAGCGAGCACGGGGAGAAGCUCUACCUCGUCCGGGCGCUGCAGUGAGCCCAGUGGACGCGCCCCGGAAAGGCGCCCCGGCCCGGGCCCUCCUGCAGGCCCGCUCCCGGUGGCCGGCCCGUCCUUGCUCUCUCCAGCUGGUUUCCCUUUCUUGUCCGGGUCGGUUCGUUUGCCAUCCGCCCUCCUUUGCCAUCCCAGGCCCUCCUGGACGGUUUUAGUGAUGGGGAGGUGGAAGGGGACGAGUCAGCUCACUUUAACCUUCUCCGUGGGAGCCAGCCUUAGUCUUUUCACAUCGCUCGUGCCAGCAAACCCCCCCUUUAAAGACAUCGGGCGCGGUUUGGAUGCACCGGAGCUGCCCUUACUUCCGUGAGCCACAGCGCACGUGACAGUGGGGCCGGGCCCUGGGUGGCACCUGCCCAGGGACCACCUGUCCUGGUCCCGGCAUCCCUGGAUCUGCGUCGUUGGCGUUCACACAGCUCCCAGACUCUCCGGGGGUGACCCCGGGCGCUCGUAGCAAUACUGGAACCACCGGGUGAGACGGGAGGGAAGAAGCUGUCCAGUGCCUUUGGGGCUGCACUUGCAAUAAAGAAAAGAGGUCCUGGAAAGUCAGUCCGGAGACUCGGAGAGACAGAGGUUUCGGAAAUGUUCCCCCAAGAUGUGCCAUCUGCAUAGUGCUCUUUCUUCUUGCCCUUCGGCUCGUUUCAGUUUCACGAUGAUGUAUUUAAUUCUCAAAGUAAUAUGUAUCUCUAGCCAUUUGUUGACACUAAUACAGAUGAUGAAGGAAAACAGCUGAUCUUUGGGAAAGGGGCGUGACCAACACUUCACACACACGCGUACACUAUAUAUAUAUAUAUAUAUACACACACACACACACAUAUAUAUAUAUAUAUAUAUAUAAUUUGCUUUACAGGGAAAUUUUUCAGGGUUUACAAAAGGAUAUGUGAAUUUGGUAGUAGGAGACACAGAAUGUUUAUGAAGAAAUUGCAUUUUCUUUUUUCUUUACAUUUGAACUCCUUUAUAGUUUAAAUAUACACUCUUGAGAUGGCACAUUCCUACAGCUGAGGAAGGGGUCUUGAGACCUCCUAAACUUGCAUACUCAGUUUUUUGGAUAUUGUAAUAAAAAAGUAUUAUGACACGACUCUGUGUGCGUUCAUCUGU
Messenger RNA from Physeter macrocephalus (sperm whale), 2846 nucleotides. It is a transcript of the gene NCK2, whose product is annotated as NCK adaptor protein 2. Gene Ontology annotation, biological process: positive regulation of endoplasmic reticulum stress-induced intrinsic apoptotic signaling pathway; positive regulation of translation in response to endoplasmic reticulum stress; cell migration. Gene Ontology annotation, molecular function: receptor tyrosine kinase binding; signaling adaptor activity. The coding region runs from base 537 to 1736 and encodes 399 amino acids. Lineage: Eukaryota; Metazoa; Chordata; Mammalia; Artiodactyla; Physeteridae. The transcript has 6 exons. The record is from RefSeq and is a predicted model, not a curated record.